Molecule: messenger RNA, 1348 nt
Organism: Pantherophis guttatus
Lineage: Eukaryota; Metazoa; Chordata; Lepidosauria; Squamata; Colubridae
Product: C-type lectin lectoxin-Thr1-like
Source: RefSeq, a predicted model, not a curated record
GAUCUGGAUUUGGAGGGCAUUAACAUGAGUCCCCUAUUAUGGAUGGGCCACUCUCUGCUGGCCCUUGUGCUCUCCCACUCUCCCUCUCUUACACACACACACAUAAUGGUGGUUUAGUAGGUUUAUUAAUAUUCCCCAGCAAUUCUCUUCAUCAGAAACCCAGAACCCAGAAACCCACUAAGUCCAGCCAAAAGCAGACCGAUGCUAGUCCACAGAGCAAUGGCCAGUGAGUCCACAAGGCCCUUGAAAGGUUCCCAAACAAGAUAAACCCACCAGGCAAAAUUAAAUCCACUACACAAGAAACUUCACGAGGCAAGAAAAGUCCAGAGUUCACAAGGCAUGAUCCGCAGUGUCAAUCCAAACAAGGCAGGAAUCACCAUGACCAGGAAACACCCAGCUAGGAAACAAACACAUUGCUCCCAGCGUUAUCUCCAUCUAUCUGUUGUGCUAAAGAGCUUCUGGUGCAACUCACCAAGAGGGAUGAAGCUGCCUCCGCACGAGCAGUUGGGUCGACCUUCGCUGCUGCUCCUGCCUUUUCUCUGCCCUAUAAAUUCUCAGAUCAGAAAGACCAACCCAUCUCUUGUUUUGCCUAUAAAUGCCUCCAUUCCUGUUGCUGGAAGGAAGCCUGGAGUUGCCACUGAGCAGACUUGCUACCCAAGGAAGCAAAGGGACAGGGAAGGAAGGGAGACCAUGGGGCGAUUCAUCUUUGUGACCCUCGGCUUGCUGGUCGUGGCUUUCUCCAUACAUGGAACCAAAGGCUGUUUUUGUCCUCGUGAUUGGUUCCCCAUGAAUCAGGUUUGCUACAAGGUCUUCGAUGAGCACAAGAACUGGAAAGAUGCUGAGAUGUUCUGCAGGAAAUACAAGCCAGGCUGCCACCUCGCCUCCAUCCAUGGCAUUGAUGAGUCACUUGAAGUGGCCGAAUAUGUCUCCGACUAUCUCAAAAGUGGUGGACAUGUUUGGAUUGGACUGAAUGACCCACAGAAAAAACGCAGUUGGGAGUGGACAGACAGAUCCAGUAACAGCUCCCUAAUGUGGAAACAAGGAGAGCCCAACAACCGAGGGAACAAUGAAAAUUGUGUUGAACUUUGGAGCCCAUCAGGUUAUAAGAACUGGAAUGACGAGAAUUGUGCGUCCACCCGUGCGUACCUCUGCCAGUGCAAAUUCUAGUGCAACUCCUUCUUCUCCUGCUCUGGAGUGGCAGAAGCGCCUGAUGAAGCCUGGAGAAGCAAGGAAGCCUUUCCAAAACCUCUGCUCUGCGUCCUUUCGCUUAAUGCUUGAUUUCUGUAGCUUGGAUCUGAUUUUGCUCAUCCUGAUGGGCCAGAAGUUCAAGUAAAUUCAGUCUUGGCAU